Messenger RNA from Trypanosoma theileri, 357 nucleotides. RefSeq lists its product as uncharacterized. Bases 1 to 357 code for a protein of 118 amino acids. The record is from RefSeq and is a predicted model, not a curated record. NCBI's taxonomy places the organism in Eukaryota, Euglenozoa, Kinetoplastea, Trypanosomatida, Trypanosomatidae. The transcript has a single exon.
AUGGGGCCGCUCCAUCUCGGCGGGGGGGUGGGAAAAGGUCGAGGGGCCGCUCCACGGAACCAUUCCCCCCAAAAAAAAAGGACGGAUACAGCUUCCUUUGCUGCAAACGUUAUUCGUGAAAUUCCCAUUAUAUUUUUUGACCGAGCGAAAACUGAACCAUUCCCUUCAAACACAAGACGCCGAGAGGGGAACAAGAUCCUCGCAAAAGGACGAAAAGAGAGAACGCACACACACCCAAAAAGCAAACGAAGUGUUUUUUUACACAAAAUGUCACAACAUAAACGGAUAUUUCCUACAGAAAAGAACCACCACAGAAACUCGAGAGAAUCUUAUCCCUUCGCAAAACCCGCGCAAUAG